This is a messenger RNA of Bombyx mori (domestic silkworm), 562 nucleotides long. RefSeq lists its product as uncharacterized. The coding region runs from base 43 to 375 and encodes 110 amino acids. The record is from RefSeq and is a predicted model, not a curated record. The transcript is spliced from 3 exons. NCBI's taxonomy places the organism in Eukaryota, Metazoa, Arthropoda, Insecta, Lepidoptera, Bombycidae.
UCAUCUCCGUACACACCUUGUGUAGCACUAAAAGAAAUAAGUAUGACUACAGGUCUCGAAGAAGUAACCCCCAAAAAAGUAGCAUCGGAAAGUGAGGGAAAAGUUGUAAAGAAAAGAGAAUUUUCAAUGGGAUCUGGCAGUAUAAAGAAAAUAAAUGAACCAGCACAUAUCAAAAUGCUACAAAAAAAGAAAGGUUGGUACACAGCCAAGUUUUAUCUUGUUAUACAUUUGUUAAGUUACAUAUUGUUGAAAAAAUUAUACUGGCAUUUUUGUUUCAGUGACUCCAAGAAAAUUAAUAAAAAAAUCAUCUGCAGAGCAGUUAAAGAACACACAAAAAAAAAAGUCAGAAUGCUGAUUUGGACAGAAAAAAGCUGAUGAUUGAGAUAUUAAACAUCAAAAAAGAGCAUGAACUUCGGAUGCAGAUUCUAAAAGCAAAACAGUGGAGACUAGAAAAACAUUAGGCUCCACUGAUUUGCUUUUUUUAAAUCUUCAUGUUCAUAUGAAUUCAUUUUUAACAUUUUUCAUACUAUUGUUAGCCACAGGAAUAAAAACAUAUUUCGCA